AUGUCAAUUACCCGUUUCGCCCUCGCGGUGGGUUUCCUGCUCGGCCAUGUCUCCGCGAAACCAUCAGGUGUUAGCUCUUUGGCGGCCAGCAGCCAGGCUCAUACACCCAUAGUGAGCUGUCGGACAAAGCUGGCGAUGACCUCUGUGGCAUUAGUGCCAACAACAACCAUCACUCGCCAGGUUCAUGACCCGACUCCAUUGGUGAUCUUGUCUACAACCCGCGACACCGUCACGGUUACUCCAGUGGUGACCGUGACCGGAAUCGACUACGAGACUUCCACAGUUACUUCCAUCGCAGACACCAUCACUGAUACCUUCUCAACCACUUCGACUGAGUUUGAUACGGCGACAGUGACGAUCACUCCUGAUCCAAGCACCACAACUGUCUUCGCAACUGUAUCGACUACCAGUACGUCGACCACGACUAUCAGCGCUUCGGCCGGCUUUACUCCUCUCGCUGGCACAAUGCCCACCCCGACGGCGGUUAAGCGAUCUUUACCUGAAGAGGAGGAUGAGUGCUCUCCUGGGUUGGAUGAUUAUAAGUACCCGGAAGAAGUGAUCUGUCACGAGAAGAUCAUCCUGAAGACGACAACAGUCUCAACCGUCACUGGAUCCCCUGUUACCUUGACCGCCACGGCAUCGACAACAACUGUGACGAUCACCACCACCAUCACCACUAGCUCGGUGAUUGUUCCGACGGAUGUAUCUACCACAUUGAGCUACAGCACCACUUCCACCAUUACUGAGACAUCUUCAGCUCUUGCGGAAACGAGCACCGUCACAGCCACGAGUACCGUGACUGGCGCACUUGCCAUUGCCACAACCCUCGGGGCGUGUGCAGCCAACAAUAUUGCCGGACUUCCUCUUUCUUCGGAUUUUGGCUCGUUUGCGGGCCAAUACAUCUUCGAGAUUGAGUUCACUCGCAUCGCUGGACAACGUCUUACUGUCGGUGACACUACUUCUGCGUACGACUGCUGUGUUAGCUGUCAGGAGGACUCCAAUUGUGCCAUGUCCUACUACAUAGGGAGUGGAGCAAGCACGCAUUACUGCUACCUGAUGGAAACAACGAUUUGCUCAUUUUCUUACAAUUAUGCCGUUGCGUAUGUUGGGAACAGCGUGACUACCAUGCAAAUGUCCAACGGAAACUGUGGACAUGGCAAUGGUAUGCAAGGGUAA
Messenger RNA from Penicillium atrosanguineum, 1176 nucleotides. Its product is annotated as negative cofactor 2 transcription regulator complex subunit ncb2. The transcript has a single exon. Lineage: Eukaryota; Fungi; Ascomycota; Eurotiomycetes; Eurotiales; Aspergillaceae. Bases 1 to 1176 code for a protein of 391 amino acids. The record is from RefSeq and is a predicted model, not a curated record.